AUGUCUUCAGUCCAGCGAUUGCGUGCUCGCCAGGCUCAUGCCCCUGGUGCAACUUAUCUUGCCUACACGCCCAACGGCAAGAAACUCAUUACUGCGGGAGUCGACAACUACUGCCGUGUAUUCACCACGGGAUCCGAUGAUGAGCCCGUUACUAUAGACGAGUGUCAGGAGAACAACACGGCCGUCGUCGCUGGCAAUGGCUUCUUUAUCACCGGUUCCGAGGACGGCACAGUGAGUAGAUUCUCCCUUGACAGUGGCAAAUUCGAAGAAAUACUCUUCCGGACUACCCUACCUGUACGAGAUGUAGCCAUUAGUUCGGACGGCAACUGGAUUGCUGUUGCAAGCGAUGAGCUUGUUGUGAACGUUGUAAGCGUAAAGAACAAGUCUAUGCGAACCCUGCGCGACCAGUCUCGAGCCGUGAAACAUGUCUCUUUUGACAAGACCGGAACCCAACUCGCCGUGUCCUGCACCGACGGUCAAGUCUACAUGUAUAACCUGGAUGGAGAUGAGCCUGAGAUGGUCAAGAGGAUAGAAGGGAUGAUUAAGAGUCUGGAAACAGAGUCAGAGUCUAGUUCAAGGGUGUUGUGGCAUCCUGAUGGACGUGCAUUUGCUACACCUACUGCCAUGCGUCAAAUGCAGGUCAUGUCGACGAAUGACUGGGAGAGACAGCGAGUGUUCAAGACGGGCCACUCUGCAGACAUCACGGCUGCAGCAUGGUCACCCAAUGGCGCUCUGUUAGCAACCACAUCGAGCGAUCUCAGUCUCUGCCUAUGGGAUACCAAGACCCAACAGCUACUCCACAAGUUUGACCAUCUCAAGGCGACCAUUCUGGCAAUGGCAUGGCACCCUACGGAAAACAUACUCUCCUACACCAACAACGAAGGCGAACUCUUCAUCCACACAGACAUCGUCCCUGAGGAGCAACUCCCCUUGCUCCAGAAGCCCACCGUCUCAGCACCCUUUUUCCAUGAUCCAUCAGAAGGUCGAGCUGGUGUCCCUCAGCCAGCUAAGCUUACCGCGGGAAAUGUCCAUACCCUCCCUGGACGACCUCGACCAAGAAGCGGGACACCGGAUUCGCUAGAGGACAUUCUAGGCCCCGAGUUCCAGGAUGAUGAAGCACAAGAAGAUGGCGACGAGGAAAUGAACGACUUUGUCAUUGAUGAUGACGGCGCAGGCUAUGCACCUGCCAUCAAUGCGGCAAAGAAGCGUUCGAAUGGACACCUCGCAAAUGGCGUAGAGCCCGCAUCAAAACGACGUGCAUAUAGCUCCGCUCUUUUCCGUCCCCAACUUCAUGAACCCUUCCAGCCGGGUAGCACGCCCUGGCGCGGUAAUCGCCGGCUGCUAUGUUGUUCGUUGGCCGGAUACGUAGAGACGGUCGAGCAAGAAGGCAAUCACCAUACAGUAACCGUGAAGUUCUAUGACGAGCAUACCUUUCGCAAUUUCCACUUCACCGACAUUUUCCUCUACGACAAAGCCUGCCUCAACGAGAAAGGGACGCUAUUCGCCUGUCAACCGAAUAGCACUGGAGAGGGAAACCAAGCCAUGAUCUACUACCGACCGCACGAGACGUGGACAACAAGAACGGAGUGGCGGACCAACCUGCCGACAGGAGAGUCCGUGACAGCAAUUGCCUUGUCUGACUCUUACGUGUGCGUCACAACUUCUACAAACUACGUGCGCAUAUACUCUCUUUUUGGCCUACCCAUCCGCGUGUACCGCCAAAAGAGCUCUCCCGCAGUAACUUGUGCAGCCUGGCGAGACUACAUUCUCACCAUUGGCAACGGACCCAUCCAAAACGACCUUAGCACACAGCUCCUUUACACGAUUGAAAACAUCAAGCACGACAUUGUGUACCAAGACUCCGACAUCCUUGCCCUACCCCCGGGCACCACACUAACUUCAGUCUUCUUCUCGGCAGAAGGCGAUCCAUACAUUUACGAUUCCGACGGCGUCCUCCUAACACUGCUUGGAUGGAGAAACACAGGCCAAGCCCGCUGGGUCCCUAUGCUCGACACGAAGCUCCUCUCGCGCCGCGCCGGCGGCGGAAAAGAAGAAUCGUACUGGCCCGUUGGCGUCGCGUCCUCGCCCUCUGCAGACAACAGCAGCAGCAACGGUAAGUUCCACUGCAUGAUUAUCAAGGGCAGAGAACAAUACCCCAGCGCACCGAUCCCGCAUUUGUCCGAGUUUGGCUUUGAGAUUCCGCUGUCGAGUGCAAUUGACAAGAGCAAGAAGGCGAAGAACCGCAAGGGUGGUGCCAUGUCUGAUGACGAGGACGAUGAUGAAGAAGAUGAAACAACGAAGCCGCAGACGAAUGAAGAUAAGCAGCAGGAACAUGAACAGGCGUUUAUUCUCUCGUCGACAUUGCACUCGCAGUUGUCAUCGACACUGCUUCACACCCGGCCUACACCGUCGCAAAAGGCGGCGCUGAGUGCACUCGAGGUAGCUAUUGAUCGCGCGCUACUGCAGCUACUUGGCUUGGAGUGUCUGGCGGGCGAGGACCACGGUAUGAAGGCUCUGGAGAUUGUAAGCCUAAUGCGGGAUGCCAAUGGCAAAAUGUUGGAUCUGGCAGGCAAGGUUGCUUCACGCUAUGGUCGCGAGGUGCUGGGUGACAAGAUUCGGGAAUUGGCUGAGAAAAAGGCGCUGGCUAGGGACGAUGACGAGGAUGAUUUUUAG
Bipolaris oryzae ATCC 44560 is the source of this 2673-nucleotide messenger RNA. RefSeq lists its product as uncharacterized. Gene Ontology annotation, cellular component: nuclear replication fork. Gene Ontology annotation, biological process: DNA-templated DNA replication; DNA repair; mitotic cell cycle. Lineage: Eukaryota; Fungi; Ascomycota; Dothideomycetes; Pleosporales; Pleosporaceae. Gene Ontology annotation, molecular function: chromatin binding; protein binding. The record is from RefSeq and is a predicted model, not a curated record. Bases 1 to 2673 code for a protein of 890 amino acids. The transcript has 4 exons.